This is a messenger RNA of Wyeomyia smithii (pitcher-plant mosquito), 2416 nucleotides long. RefSeq names its product transcription factor glial cells missing-like. NCBI's taxonomy places the organism in Eukaryota, Metazoa, Arthropoda, Insecta, Diptera, Culicidae. Gene Ontology annotation, cellular component: nucleus. The record is from RefSeq and is a predicted model, not a curated record. Gene Ontology annotation, molecular function: DNA-binding transcription activator activity, RNA polymerase II-specific; RNA polymerase II cis-regulatory region sequence-specific DNA binding. The coding region runs from base 441 to 2042 and encodes 533 amino acids. Gene Ontology annotation, biological process: gliogenesis; regulation of transcription by RNA polymerase II. The transcript has 3 exons.
GUCAGAUUGGACGUGUUUUUCUGAACGUUCCCACUAAAACGCGAAUAAAAAGUGGUACAGAAGUUUUAAAGUGUUGUUGUUUUUCGAGCCAAGAUUGCCUGUUGAAGAAUGAAUUUGCGACAGACUCUAAUGUAUGCGCGGCAAUAGCAAGUGAUGGUGUGAUGAUACGAAGGCCAAGAAGAUCAAUUAAAAUAAAAAACAGCAGUUGAAAAGUGAGACCAUCCGCAACGAAGCGAGGGAAAUGGAAUCAAUUCGUGUAGUGUUCUGAGUAAACAUUCAAUCGAAUAAAACGGAAUAGCGAAAAAAAACAAUACGUUUGAUGGUGAAAUUGAAUUAAAUAUUAAAAUUAAAUUAAACUGUGCUGAACUUUGCUGGGUACGCGAGAGUACGGUUUGAGUGGAAAAUAUAUCAAUUAGCAUUGUGACAAUAAAGUGAAAAACAUGGUGAUUGUGCAAUCGAACAUUAUCACAUCCAAUAGUCGUAUUGGACUCGAAUGGGACAUCAAUGAUCCAAACGUGCCGCUGGUCUGCGAGACGGAUUUGGAUGAUUUCAACGAGUGGAGCGAUGGUCAUUGUCGCUACAUAUACCGUGCAAUGGAUGAGCAGGCCAAACGGCACUCAUCCGGAUGGGCUAUGAGGAAUACCAAUAAUCACAACGUUAGUAUCUUGAAGAAAAGCUGUCUGGGUGUGUUGGUUUGCUCGGCACGAUGCGUCCUUCCAAAUGGGGACAAAAUAACGCUCCGACCAGCAAUUUGCGACAAAGCCCGUCGGAAGCAACAGGGUAAAGCUUGCCCGAAUCGAUUAUGCGUCGGAGGUGUUUUGGAAAUAUUACCCUGCCGGGGACAUUGUGGUUACCCGGUCACUCACUUCUGGCGCCACACAGCAAAUGCCAUCUUCUUUCAAGCCAAAGGAGUUCAUGAUCAUCCUCGGCCGGAGUCGAAAUCAUCCGGAGAAACACGCAAAAUUCUGGGAAUCGGUCGACGCGAACGUGUUCUAAAAGCAAUACAAUCAAAAGUUACAAAGAUUACAGGCGGUAAACAAACCAAAAAAGCAACAAGGCAGCUACUUGAAUCAUGCAAAGCUGUACCCGCUAGUCAACCCAGUGUCAAUCAGUUGAACCGUCUUAGUGCGGAAAAUAGUUACAACUUAACAUUCCAAAGCAACUACAAAUCAAACAACCACUACGGAGUUGGACUUGCGCCCACCAAUCACUCGAGUCACGUUCACCCGACCAAUCAAGAGUACAACUAUUCGUACUACUACGACAAUUCCAGCUUCAUUCACCCGGAAGAAAUAUUCCAGCUGGAUCAGCCGAUUCGACCAAUCAACAAACACCCAAGUUGUUCCAACACUAGUCUGCAUACGUUGGGAGUUUCACCGCCCACGGUUCUAGACAUGGAAAGUGGCAACAUCUAUAAGAACAACAGCUUGACCAGCCCCAAUGAUUACGGCAGUCGGUAUCUCGACUGUAUCAAGUACGAAACUAACAGCACCGAUACGGACACCGCUAGUCUGACCAGCGGUUCCAGCAUGUUCGACGACUUCUCCUAUUACUCUAGCCCGCAAGCCGAUUAUCAUGGCGCACACACAAAUAACAACAACGCCACUUUGCCCGAUAUGAACAAGAUGAACCUGCGUUUGAGCGAUGACAUUAAUUCGUUCUUUAUUGGCCAAACGAGUUGCGGGUCGCAAAGCAAGCUUACUGCUGAUACUGCUUCGAACGCUUCUACCAAUCACUUACUGGAGAACUUUUGCUACGAAAAUUAUAGUAAUUCUGCAUCGCCAAAUGCAUCGACAACAGCGGCGUCGAUGAUUCAGCCAUUCAGCGCAGGAUACAGUAGUGAAGGACCUAACGGAGACGCCCUCGUACCAAAUAGUGGUACUGUAGAGCACUCCACGCUUCAUGUUGCUGACAAUUGGUGGACCGGAGUUGGAGGGGGCAGCAGUGGAAACAACACCAAUUACUGGCAUCAAACCGAUACCGUCGCUUCUGGCAAUCAACAGCAGUACUAUCUGAUGGAACAGUCGGAAUAUUUGAGUUAAAUAUGAAAGGUAGUAGUAAUGAAGCAUAAUGAUUGACAAAUUGUUGCUGGCAUGCGACAACAGCAAGAAGAUCUCUAAAGAAGAAAAGAAGGUAGGAACAAAAAGCUGUUGAAAUAUUGAGUUUGUUGUUGAGAGUUAACUCACAAGUUAAUAGAAUCAUUAAACUCGAUAAGGUUCAUUAAGUUUCGACGUGAAUUAUUCAACUGCACCAGUGUAGAAAUCUUACGUUUAUUUUUACAACACUUAGAUAUUAUUUCUCUGCCUCAGUACUGAUUACAACUUAUAUCAUAGAAAAAAGUGAAGUGUUUCCAAAUGUAAUUAGGGUUACGAAGAUAAUGUUUUUGUUAAAACAGCUCUAGUCAUAUGUAUUUUAU